Molecule: messenger RNA, 1581 nt
Organism: Condylura cristata (star-nosed mole)
Lineage: Eukaryota; Metazoa; Chordata; Mammalia; Eulipotyphla; Talpidae
Gene: SLC39A5
Product: solute carrier family 39 (zinc transporter), member 5
Exons: 10
Coding region: 1-1581 (526 amino acids)
Biological process (GO): intracellular zinc ion homeostasis; BMP signaling pathway; zinc ion import across plasma membrane
Cellular component (GO): membrane
Molecular function (GO): zinc ion transmembrane transporter activity
Source: RefSeq, a predicted model, not a curated record
AUGGGGCCCCCCACGAGUCAUCUGCUGGCUGGCCUGUGUGUCUGGGUGGCUUUGGGUGGGGUCAGGGGCUCAGCCCCCGACCUGGGUGCUGCAGAGCAGGAGCAGGAUCACUACCUGGCCCAGCUGUUUGGCUUGUACGGGGAGAACGGCACGCUGACUGCGGGCGGCCUCGCGCGGCUGCUGCACAGCCUGGGGCUGGGCAGAGUACAGGGGCUUCGCCUGGGACACCCCGGCCCUCCACCCGGUCGGGUCGCACCCCCAGCUGGAGACAACUCCACGCACAGGCCGCAGGACCCCACGCUGGAUGUGGAUGUCUGGGCUGGGCUGCCACUGGGCCCCCCGGGGUGGAGUGACCUGAAGGAGAAGGCCCCACUCCCGCCCCGUGGGCCGGGCCCCUCGGGCCUAGGCCUCUUUCACAGGCUGCUGCUGCUGGACCACUCACUGGCUGACCAUCUGAAUGAGGAUUGUCUGAACGGCUCCCAGCUGCUGGUCAACUUCGGUCUGAGCCCUGCUGCUCCUCUGACCCCGCGCCAGUUUGCCCUGCUGUGCCCAGCCCUGCUUUAUCAGCUCGACAGCCGUGUCUGCACCCAGGCUCCGGCCCCAAGCCCCCCAGGGGACCUGCUGUCUGCCCUGGCCCACAGCUCGCUGGCUGUGCUGCUGCUCAGCCUCCCGGCGCCCCUCUCCCUGCUGCUGCUGCGGCUCGCGGGGCCUCGCCUGCUGCGGCCCCUGCUGGGCUUCCUGGGGGCCCUGGCCGUGGGCACUCUCUGUGGGGACGCGCUGCUGCACCUGCUGCCUCAUGCACAAGCAGGGCAGCACGCCGGGACCGGCGGGCCCCCGGAGGAGGACCUGGGCCCCGGGCUGUCGGUGCUCGGGGGUCUCUUCCUGCUCUUCGUGCUGGAGAACUCGCUAGGGCUUCUGCGGCGCCGACGGCUCCGGCCAAGCUGCUGCAGGCCACACGGUCGGCACCCCGAGACCCCGAAUCCGGACCCAGAGGACGGCAGCGGGGUGGCCCUCCGGCCCCUGCGCGCGGCUCCAGAGGCGGAGGCUCAGGGCCAGGGGGGGCCGGACGGCGGGCCCCCACCCGGCCCCGGCGAGGGGAGCCCCCAGCCGGGAAGUGGGCCCUGCCGAGGCCGCGACGGGCAGCAAGAGGCAGCUGAGAGCGAGAAAGGCGCCGCCUUCUCCGACAGCUUCUCCAGCGGCCUCAGCACCACCCUGGCGGUCUUCUGCCACGAGCUGCCCCACGAACUCGGCGACUUCGCCAUGCUGCUGCGGGCCGGGCUGCCCUUCCGGAGGCUGCUGCUGCUGAGCCUGGUGUCGGGGGCCCUGGGGCUGGGCGGCGCGGCCCUGGGGGUGGGGCUCAGCUUGGGCCCCGCCCCCCUCACCCCCUGGGUGUUUGGGGUCACGGCCGGGGUCUUCCUCUACGUGGCCCUCGUGGACAUGCUCCCAGCCCUGCUGCGCGGGCCCGAGCCCCUUCCUCUGCCCGAAGCGCUGCUGCAGGGCCUGGGCCUGCUGUUGGGCGCCGGCCUCAUGCUCUCCAUAGCCCUGCUGGAGGGGGGGCUGCCGCCCCUGCUGGCCGGCUGA